AUGGAGGAAGAUGAAUCCGUCUCAGAAUUUAAUGCUAAGUUGUGUGACAUUUCUAAUGAAUCCUAUGCUCUUGGCAAAAUUUACUCCAACAAGAAAUUGGUGAGAAAGCUACUUGGUGUUCUUCCAAAAAGAUUCAUGUCCAAAGUAACGUCUAUUGAAGAAAGCAGGGAUAUUGAAGCCCUUGAUCUAGAUGAAUUGAUUGGGUCACUCCAAAAUUAUGAGUUAACUCUUGAGAGAUGGGAGAAAUGGAAGAAAACCAAGAUUUAUGAGAAGGAGAAAACUGAAAUGGGAGUUGCUUUUAUCCAUAAGGAAGAGAACUCUAAAGAAGUUGAUUUGUCUGAAUCUUUUACAGAUGCUAAUCUGGCCCUUCUGGCGAAAAAUUAUGCUCGAUUCUUAAAGAAGAACUUCAAGAAAACUAAUCCUGGUAAUAAGGAAAAUACUUCUAGAAGGAACUUCCCUGGUCCUAACAGACAGUCUCAACAAUCAGAAAAGAAAGGAAAAGGGAUUCAAUGUCACGAAUGUUCAGGUUUUGGCCACAUACAGGCAGAAUGUGCAAAUACUCUUAAGAAAAAGAAGGCCUUGGCUGUCACAUGGAGUGAUAGUGAAGAAGAAGAGUCUAGUGAUGAAUCUAAGGAUGAUAAGUCUGUAAUGGCAUUUAUGGUCAGAGAAUCUGUCCCUGAAGAAGUUGAGGGAGAUGACACCUUGUCUGAUUCUGAAUCAACAGUUGAUGAGAAGAAUAAGGCUUAUGAGGAAAUGUUUACACAAUGGAGCUAUAUGGCUAAGAGAGUGAAGGAACUACAGGAUUUGAACAAAGCUCUUGAUGAUAGUAAAUGUGAACUAGAAGAUAAACUCAAGAAGAUGACAUUGGAGCUGUGUUCCAAAGAUAGUGGGAUAUACAAAUUGACUUCUGAACUUGUGAGAGCUAAGCAAUCUCUUUCUCAUGUUCUCUCGGGCACUGCUGCCCUGAAUCAAGCUCUCCAAAAUCAGAAGCCGUAUGGAGACAGAAUCUCUAUUGGAUACAAACUGUUAUACAAUCAAGGGCAUGAUUUGACUAUUGAAGAUAACUCAGCUUCAUCCUCUGGUGAUAAAAUAAAGUUUGUGUCUGCCUCUCCUACUAUCAAGGAUGAUCAACCGGAGAUAAUACCUGAUGAAUCUAAGCCCAACUCUGUCAAAAGAGGUCCUGUUAGUGAAAAAUCAAGGGUCAAACAGGCUGAUCGAUUUGUUCCAACGUGUCAUUUCUGCAAUAAAAGAGGCCACAUCAGGCCUAGAUGUUACAAACUCCGAACUUACUUGACAAACAUUAUCAAUAGGAAAUCUGGCCAAGGUUCCUGCAAUGAUCUUCAUAACUUUCAUUCAUCCAAAGAAGGUUUUGUCACCUUUGGUGAUGGAAAUAAAGGGGAGAUAAUGGGGCAGGGUGAUCUAGAUCUCUCAGAUGUCUUCCCUCUGACUGGACCAACUAGUGAUGUUAACUAUGAUGUGAACUUCACCAAGACACAAUGCUUAGUCUCAUCUGGAGGGAAAACAGUUCUCACAGAGAACAGAACGACAGAUCACUGCUAUGUCCUAUCCAAUCAAGUGAAAUGCCACAGGGUGUUCUUGGAUAAACCUGACUUAUGGCACUACAGACUUGGGCAUCUAAACUACAGAGACCUGAAGAAAAUUGUCUCCAUCAAAGCUGUCCAAGGGAUUCCUGAAUUCAGAUUGGGAAGAGAUCGUACUUGGGCAUCUAAACUACAGAGACCUGAAGAAAAUUGUCUCCAUAUAGCUGUCCAAGGGAUUCCUGAAUUCAGAUUGGGAAGAGAUCGUGUGUGUGGUCCCUGCCAACAAGGUAAACAAAUUAAGUCUUCUCAUCCUCCUAUAAAUGCCCUACUUACUUCCAAAGUACUGGAAUUAGUUCAUGUUGAUCUGAUGGGCCCAAUGCAAACUGCAAGCAUUGCGGGGAAAAGAUAUGUGAUGGUGUGUGUGGAUGACUUCUCAAGAUAUACUUGGGUAAACUUCCUUACAGAAAAAUCAGACACCUUUGGGGCCUUCUCCUCUCUUUGUCUGCAGCUGCAAAAUGAAAAGGGUGUCACCAUUGGCAAGGUUUAUCGGGUCAGAAGCGAUCAUGGGAAGGAAUUUGAAAACGACAUAUUUGCUCAAUUCUGUAAUAAAGUGGGUAUUAGCCACGAGUUCUCUGCACCUAAGACUCCACAGCAGAAUGGGAUAGUGGAACGAAAAAAUAGAACUCUUCAGGAGAUGGCUCGGGUUAUGUUGUAUGCAAAGGGAGUGGCUAUCCGGUUUUUGGCCGAAGCUGUGAAUACUGCAUGUUAUAUUUGCAAUCGAGUUCAUUUGAGAACUGGUGCAUCUCAAACUCCUUACGAACUGUGGAAAGGCAAGACUCCUAAUCUGAGCCAUGUACAUAUAUUUGGGUGUACCUGUUACAUACUGAAUGAUCGUGAUCAUCUUGGAAAAUUUGAUGCUCGGAAUGAUGAAGGAAUUUUUCUUGGAUACUCAACUAACAACCGUGCGUAUAGGGUGUACAACAAACGAACUUUCACAGUCAUGGAAUCAAUGAAUGUAAAGUUUGAUGAUUUGGAGGUGUCAGACAAUGGGUCUGGAUCUGGAGAGGAAGAUUCCCAUGACCCAUGUAUCCCAUCACUCCCUCUGGCUCCACUUAAUCAAGAAACACCAGAGAUAACACCAUCUGAAAGCCAACCAGUCUCAUCUGAAAAUGGUGGUACCUCAUCUGUUGAUUCUAUGGGAGAUGAAGCCAUCUCAGCACCUUAG
Molecule: messenger RNA, 2766 nt
Organism: Cannabis sativa
Lineage: Eukaryota; Viridiplantae; Streptophyta; Magnoliopsida; Rosales; Cannabaceae
Exons: 4
Coding region: 1-2766 (921 amino acids)
Biological process (GO): DNA integration
Molecular function (GO): nucleic acid binding; zinc ion binding
Source: RefSeq, a predicted model, not a curated record